ACUGUUUCGGCUCAAGCUGGUGCCGGACUUGGACGUUUUCAGUGAGGACGUCGAGUUCGUGUCCACGGGUGGAACGGUAACCUUCGACCCCGGAGCGGCGUACAUCGGCACGCUCGAAGAUGAUGAGGCGGCCUCGGUGAGCGGUAUCAUAACCUCGAACGGGUUAUUCGAUGGGGUCGUUUCGACGCGUCUGGACGACUUCUACAUAGAGCCGUUGUCCAGGUACCUGGAAAACGGUAGAAAUCGCUCGGACGCUAUUCACUCUAUAGUCUACAAAGCGUCGGACGUGGAUAGACCGGAUGCGAGCGAAACCGGAUGCGCUUCGGAGAAGCUUCGAAGAUCGCGGAGAUGGCUUCUUCAGGCGGAAGCGAAACAUCCACAAGACGAGGCCUCUCACUACUGGCAUCCCAACAUCCGCACUCGUCAUCCGUCCUUCGACUUGAACACUCCGUACAAUCAGCCGAUCGAUGAGGAUCUGAUAGACAUUACUCCGAACCGGACGUUCACCGACGUUUCCGGUUUGAUCUUCAGAAACGUCAACAAACGCGCCGCCAUCGAUCCGAAAAAAACGACAUGCAUGCUUUACCUUCAAGCAGAUCAUCAAUUCUUCCAAAAGUAUGGAACCGAGGAGGCCUGCAUCGAGGUGAUGACGAGGCACGUGCAGAGGGUCAACUCCAUCUACAAAAACACAGACUUCAAUCAGGACGGAAAACCGGAUAACAUCACGUUCAUGGUGAAGAGGAUCAAAGUUCACACGACCGAAGCGGUUAAGGAUCCUCUGUACAGGUUUCCCAACAACUACGGAGUCGAAAAAUUCCUCGAGCUUUUUUCUGGUAAGCGAAACUUAGAAAUAACUUAAUAUGAUGAAAGAGCGUUUCACCCCAAAAUAAAGUUGGUACGAAACGUUUGUCAACAACAAAAAACACUAACAAACAAAACAUGCGCGAGACAAAGGAGAGGUUAU
Molecule: messenger RNA, 964 nt
Organism: Nicrophorus vespilloides
Lineage: Eukaryota; Metazoa; Arthropoda; Insecta; Coleoptera; Silphidae
Product: disintegrin and metalloproteinase domain-containing protein 10-like
Exons: 3
Biological process (GO): Notch signaling pathway; membrane protein ectodomain proteolysis
Cellular component (GO): plasma membrane
Molecular function (GO): metalloendopeptidase activity
Source: RefSeq, a predicted model, not a curated record